AAAAAACACCAAUUUUUCAAUUCAAAAUGCAUCAAUAAUAUAAUGAACAGCAUAAUCAUCAACAACAAUAGUAAUGAUGAAAAUGUUGAUAAUGAUGAUGACUCCGAAUCACUUUUCGCUACUUGAUUAGUAUGCGUUUUCAACCUUUUCCCCGUUAUAUUUCAUUAUCAUUAUAAUUUUGUCUGACUUCUUUCUUGCUUCAAUUCUUUCCCUGAUUGUAAUUUAAGUUUAAUGAGCCUGAAAGUUCUCACUUUAAUGUACUCGCUAGUCAACAAUUGUAGUCGUCAGUAGUUCAGGUAAAUCUUGGUCUGUUCAGUUUAAUUCAUUUUCAACAUUUCAAACCUCUUCUACUGUUGCCAGCAAUAGUUGACUUUUUUCUGGUUACAUUUCAAUUUGUGGAUAACCAAGUGAACCAAUGAUGAUUACUCCAUUGAAAAGUGAUUUAAUUGAUGAAAAAGUUUCAAGUAAAUAUAAAAGAUUGCGAACCGAAGCUGUCUGUGAACCUGCUAUCAUUGAAGGAUUUUCAUUCAAAGAGAAACCUUCUUGGUAUGAUGAAAAUAAGUUCAAACGAGCCCAAAAUUGGGCUUAUCACCAUUUUGUAAGUGUUUUUCUUGGUCAUUUAACCGGACUUUUAGUCGUUUUCAAUAUGCCAUCGAUGAUACCACCAGUUGCUAAAACAAAAAGCCAUUCAACAGCCGCAAAGCUUUUUAAUCGUUACUUGGAUACAUUUAGACAUGUUAAAAUUUGGUACGAAUCUGACCCUUUCAAAGAAGGCAGUGAAGCCAACAAGUCACUUCGUAAGAUCAAUACUUUGCACUGUAACAUUGUCAAAUCAAUGAAUGGAUUGGUUCCUAAAGAGUCGAGUGAACCAAUUUGGGUUACCCAAUAUGACAUGGCUCUUAUCCUUUGGUCAAUCAUGGCACCAAUUGUUUUGUUUCCUCGUAAAUGUGGAAUCCAUGAGAUAACUCGAUCUCAGAUGGAAGAUUUAAUCCACUUUUGGGCUGUUCUUGCCUACACUUUAGGAAUUAAAGAUGAAAACAAUAUAAUGUUGUCCGAUUACGAUGAAACUUUUGCCAUUUGUGAUAUGAUUUUGGCUAAAGAUGUUCGUCCAGUUUCAAAGGAACGCAAAUAUCCAUCUGAUCAUGGUUUUGAAGUAUCAAAGGUAUUGGCAGUUGCAAUUCAACCUUUAGCUCCAAUCGUUUCCCUUCAAGGUUUAAUGCGCCAAUGGUACAGAAUUUUUGGAAUCACUGCUUCAGUUCCAGUUGAACACAAGUUUGGCUACAAAUCAAUGGUAACUCUGGCUGAUACUUUACUUAAAUACACAGUAUUCCGAUGGAUGUUUGCAGCCUUACUUAAAUUCAUGUUGAUCCUGAGAACCUGGCAAAGAGCCAAGAUAACGGCAACCAUGAACACUCUUUAUCCUGAUGAAGUUCAUCCCGAUGUUGAUCCGCAUUCAUUCACACCCAAAGAGUUGCUUGCAUAUUGAUAAACUAAAAGUUUAACCAAGUAACCUAAAAGGUGAAACACAUUUAUUGUUAACCAGAAAAUUGUCUCUUUUCCCAUAGACAUUAAAAUGUUAUUUUUUCAGAUA
This is a messenger RNA of Tetranychus urticae (two-spotted spider mite), 1591 nucleotides long. RefSeq lists its product as uncharacterized. NCBI's taxonomy places the organism in Eukaryota, Metazoa, Arthropoda, Arachnida, Trombidiformes, Tetranychidae. The record is from RefSeq and is a predicted model, not a curated record. Gene Ontology annotation, molecular function: oxidoreductase activity.